AUGUCUGUAGUAUCAAGUGUGAAAGGUGAAGCUUCGCAACAAGCUCGAUCGCUGUAUCGACAAUUGUUAAGACAGGGCGGCCAAUUCGCAGCAUACAAUUUCCGAGAAUAUGCGAAACGUAGGACGAGCGACUCGUUCAGAGAACACAAAGAUGUUCAGGAUGAGAGGAAGAUCCAGGAAUUGAUGCAGAACGGACUAAAGGAAUUACAAAGCUUGAAGAGGCAAACUGUUGUCAGUCAGUUCUUCCAACUCGACAAAUUAGUAGUCGAAGGCGGGAAAACGGGGAAGCAAUCCGGGAAGAGAAAUGACAUAUAUGCUCAAUUGUUAAUGUCUUCUUCUAUUAGUUUCACGUCCCAGAACCCUCCGUCGCAUCGACAUUACGACGAAUCUGAAACCGACCACAACUCUACAAAGCUCUUUGUAAUUAAAGCAGACGAUAGUGCGAGAACAUCAGAUUCAAGAUUGGAAGAUCAAAGCGAACCAAUUCUCUCAAGCCCUGUCGCAAUCAAAGUAUCGCCAGUUGCGACAGUUAGUGCGGCGGCUCCCAAGUCAAGAAUAAUAAAGCUCCGGCUCGAUCCUACCCUUCUCUGGAACAUUGAAAACUCAUCCCCUUCGUCGCAUAGUUUCAUUGAAACUUCACAAAAUAUUGAUAUGCCCGCUUACCGAACAGGUGGAAGGCGGCAGAAUCGCACGGGUUAUGUUGACCAUGAUAUACUCGAGGGAGUUCCAGUAAGACAAUGGCGCCGCGAAUUUGUUACGGUAGCGCCUCCACCUCCACAGGAAAGCAUUGCUUCUCAAAAUGAUAUUUGGGCAUCAGAGCUGCCAUUGGGAAUGCCAAAAGACUCCCACCUACUGUCACAACACAGUCAAGAGUUACUCCGCGCCGCGCGUUCUGGAAGGAUAUAUAAACGGCCUGCUUCUAUGGACGAAAAAGAACAAGAUCUCGAAGCCAUUCUAGGAGAUAAGUUGGACAAAAAGGAGGAUGAGCUCAAAGAUAGCGGAUUCACGGCUCGUGCCUGGAAGCAGAUUCCUGGUCACCAGAAUGCAUCGGAUAUGAAUUUUUUGGCUAAAAGAAGAAAGGGAUUGGUAUCUGCAGUUUCUAAACAAACCCCUGUACCAACAGUCGUACAAACCACAAUUCGCAGGACAGAUGCUGCAGGCAAUGAGUAUCUGGAAAAGAUUAUUGUACCCCAUGGUCAAAUUGUCGUAGGGGACGUUGUCUCGCAAACGACCAUUCCAGAUCCAAAUGCAGCCGAGGGUACACCAUUCCGCCGCAAGGGUCCAGUAGGCAAGAAAGGAAGACGAGGCCCUGGCAGGGGACGAAAGAAGAUAAUGCCUACUUCUGCACCUCAUAUAACUAGCGAACCAGCAGCUCAAAAUGGCGAUGCGAGUAUCUCUAAUUUAGAGGCUGAUAGAAUCAAGAUCGAAGGUGAAGGCAGUACACCACCAGUGAAAAAUUUCGAUACCGAGAUGGUAGACGAUUCGAAUCCAGCUUCGGAUGAUGAUGACGGGGAUGAAGGCGAUCAAGGAGAUGAAGAUGAUGACCCCGCUGAUGUUUCCAAUUCGCCAUCAAGACCGCACAGGGACUCUUCCCAAGACCAUCCUAUGUCAACUAUGCUUGAAAUACCAAAAUUGAGCAGCGCCGACGUCAUGAUGGGCGGCACCGACAAUUACGGACCCACAAAAUCAGAACUAGAAAGAGUGAAGGAUGAAGGAAGAUUCGGUAGUCCAUUGAAGCAAAUAGCUUUGACUACAUCCACUGUCAAUACUCCUAUGGUAUCGCCGACGGAGACCACCAUACGGGAGCCCAAAUUAUUUCCUGCGGGAAAUAAUGAUAACGGAUCAUCUUAUAUUGAGAGCAUACACCAGGAAAUGCUGUCAGUGGUAGACGAAUUCGCCCCAAGCGAACUACCCCCUGUACCACCACACCCCACAGAAGAGCAUGAGGAGGUAUCCAUAGAACUCCGUGCCGAAGAAGAGAGGGAAGAGGAAAUGCUUCUUGACAUUCUCGAAAAUGAAGAAAAUGCCCAGAUUGGCGCAGCAUUCUCAGUAGAAAUCGACAGUCCAUUUCUCGCUAUUCCGGCUUCAAUUCAAUCUCCCGCAAAAGCUUUAGAUCCGCCUCCAGCUGAAGCAAAAAGUCCCCAAAAUGAUACAGUACCUUCUCCAGUACCGUCUCCAAUACAUGUCGUCGAAGAACCACCUACAGUACACAAUCUCGCCACGGCUUCCUCCGGUUCUCCAAUCAAAGAGCGGCCAGUAGCUUUGAGUUUCUCUGUGUCUCCAUCCAAAGAUGAAAAGCAGCCAGUCACCUCAACUUCACCACCGUCUGCGGUACCUGAACCUGCGGUACUUGAAACUGCUGAACAUGUCGAGCCUGCUGAAUAUGUCGAAACUGCUGAACCCGCUGAACCUGCCGAACCUACAAAAUCAACUGAGCUAAAUGGGUCAAAUGAGACAAAGGUGUCAAAUGUCGUAAACGAGCCAAACACGCCUGACGAUCUCACCGAGCCGGCCAAUCCCACAUUCGAAGAAGAAGACGAUAAUGACUUUCUCGAUUUACUAGGUGGUCUAGAGAGGAAUCUAUAUGGCAACUCACAACCACCUGCUGCCUCACCAGCUCCAGCUCCAGCUUUAGCUUCAAUUGCUCUCGUCCAACCAAACCCUAUAGAAGAUAACAGCCCAACACCCAAAGAUGUGGAGGGUGAUACAAAUCCAGAAGAGAAGGAGAAGAGUGAGGAUAUUAAAGAAGAGAUUCCAGCAUCCUAA
Sclerotinia borealis F-4128 is the source of this 2766-nucleotide messenger RNA. The record is from the annotation of a GenBank genome assembly. Lineage: Eukaryota; Fungi; Ascomycota; Leotiomycetes; Helotiales; Sclerotiniaceae.